AUGGCCAAACCGGAAAACCCGCCCGCCUACCCCGGCUCACCCCAGCCGCCCCAAGCCGCCUACUACGGCAAUUCCGGCAGUGGCAGCGGCGGUUACAAUAACUACAACACGCCGUACCAGCAGGGCCCCCCGAUGGGCUACAACAACCAGCAGCAAGGAUACGGACCCUACGGCGGCCAGCCCCAGUACGGUGGACAACCGCUCUAUGGCCAGCAACCGUAUGGUGGCCAGCCUCCGUAUGGCCAACAGCCGUACGGCCAACCCCCGGCCGGCUACUACCAGCAGGGCGGGUAUCCGCAGCAGCAGCAGCGGUCGUCGAGCGACGGCUGUCUGACAGCACUUUUGGGCACGGCGGCCUGCUGCUGCUGCCUGGACUGUCUGCUGUUCUAA
Messenger RNA from Sporothrix schenckii 1099-18, 390 nucleotides. RefSeq lists its product as uncharacterized. The transcript has a single exon. The coding region runs from base 1 to 390 and encodes 129 amino acids. The record is from RefSeq and is a predicted model, not a curated record. NCBI's taxonomy places the organism in Eukaryota, Fungi, Ascomycota, Sordariomycetes, Ophiostomatales, Ophiostomataceae.